Molecule: messenger RNA, 591 nt
Organism: Cervus elaphus (red deer)
Lineage: Eukaryota; Metazoa; Chordata; Mammalia; Artiodactyla; Cervidae
Product: testis-specific Y-encoded protein 1-like
Exons: 3
Coding region: 1-591 (196 amino acids)
Source: RefSeq, a predicted model, not a curated record
AUGCGAGUGAGCCCAAGCUUUCAGGGUGCCGGGGAUCUGAGAACCGCCGGUGCGGUGGGGCCCUCGGGGAGGUUGCAGGCAGCAGGUGGGCAGAAGGUGAGGAGGCUGCCUUCUGCAGCUGGGAGACCAUGGAGGCAGGCGGAUCCUCCCCCUGGAGGAGGGAGAGGUGGUGGGGAUCGUCGAGUGCUCCAGGGGCUGGUGGAGGACAUCAUCGAGGAGAUGGAAGUGGUGGCGGCAGAGGAGCAGGAGAAGGUGUCCGUGCAGGAGCGGGAAGAGGGGCCGGAGGAGCAGGGCCAGGAACAUCCAAGGACUGGGGCCUCGAGGGACCAGCCCCCAAUAGAGGCGCUGGGGGCGUUGGCGGCCCUGCAGGUGGAGCUGAGCUAUGCCAAAGAGCAGGACCGAAGAGCCACUGUGCGGCUACGGAGGAAGGACCACCAGAGGAGAGAGCGUCCCUUGCAUCAGAGAAGUGCCGUCAUCCAGGGCCUUGCUGGCUUCUGGGCCAAUCGCAUUAUGAACCCGUGCCAGGUGCUCGUCAUGAUCAGCACUGAAGAUGAAGACGUGCUGAACAAAAUGAUGGACUUGAAGGGCUAG